Rhododendron vialii is the source of this 1995-nucleotide messenger RNA. Its product is annotated as protein-tyrosine sulfotransferase. The record is from RefSeq and is a predicted model, not a curated record. Gene Ontology annotation, cellular component: membrane. Lineage: Eukaryota; Viridiplantae; Streptophyta; Magnoliopsida; Ericales; Ericaceae. Bases 353 to 1822 code for a protein of 489 amino acids. Gene Ontology annotation, molecular function: heparan sulfate 6-sulfotransferase activity. The transcript is spliced from 14 exons.
UCACAAUGUAAACACAACACUCUCCUUUUUACCACUUUACCCCUCACUCCUCCCAGGCGAUAAAUGGGAUUUUUUAAGAGAAAGAAAAGAAAAAAGAAAAACAGCCUUUACUAUUUUCCGGGAAAGUUUAGACAAUGUCUGGGAAAAUCGGAGGGGCUUGAAGCUUCGGUCGGAGUUGGAACCCUCUCCGAUCGUGAGCUUUUUUCAAGUGGACUUUCCAGCACCGUUUCUGAGGGAUUUUACGAGCACGAGAUCUCGAAACCUUGUAGAGAUACAGUUGCUUCUAUCACUCCAAAUUGCAUUGCAAGACUUCAACUUGAGCAGUGAAGUAAAUAGAGCUGAACUGAGCUGGAUGGAUUGUGCUCUUAAGUGUGUUGCGUUGCUGGUGCUCCUCGGAUGUGCUUUUUCAAAAAUAAGUGCCUCACUUGUCAAAGAUGACUAUGAGCAUUGCAAGAAUACCGUCAACAAGUGGGCUUCUUCUUCCCCUGAUUUAGAAGUCAAAGAAGAAAAACAUAGACUACAGGAUUUGCUAUUUUUCCUUCAUGUUCCGAGAACGGGUGGGCGAACAUAUUUCCAUUGUUUCUUGAGAAAGUUGUAUUCGAGCUCUUUGGAAUGUCCCCGUUCAUAUGAUAAGUUGCGGUUUGAUCCGAGCAAACACAAUUGCAGGUUAUUGGUUACUCAUGAUGACUACAGCAUGAUGUCGAGACUUCCCAUGGAAAAAACUUCGGUGGUGACAAUACUGAGGAACCCAAUUGACCGCGUCUUUAGCACUUACGAAUUUUCUAUAGAGGUAGCAGCAAGGUUUCUGGUGCAUCCUAACCUAACAUCCGUUGCACGAAUGGCUGGACGAUUACGUUCGAAGCAGGGUGGGGUAAGCACAUUGGAUAUUUGGCCGUGGAAGUAUUUGGUUCCCUGGAUGAGAGAGGACCUAUUCGCUCGGAGAGAUGCCAGAGAGCUUCAGGGACUUUACAGUAGAAGUAAUGACUCUUAUAAUAUGGAACACACGGUAAUGCCAUUACAUGAAUACAUUAAUGAUCCUAUAGCUCGGGAUAUCAUUCACAAUGGAGCCACAUUCCAGAUUGCAGGGCUCACAAACAACUCUUAUCUAGCUGAGGCGCAUGAAGUGCGUCGGUGUGUACUGAAGCAUCAAACUCUAGGUGAAUACGUGCUUGAAGUUGCUAAGAAGAGGUUGGAUAAUAUGCUGUAUGUUGGACUUACUGAUGACCACAGAGAAUCGGCAACAAUGUUCGCAAAUGUGGUUGGUGCUCAGGUGAUAUCCCAGAAAAUAGCAUCCAAUUACAGCAAGAAUCCUGUGGAUGAUGACAUAUCAGAAGAGAGCUCAUCUCCAGAAUAUCACCAGAAUAGCAGCACAGACCAAAAUGCAAGUAAAAUUUCUGCUGCUCAAAUCAUCAAUGCAAAAAAUGAACAUAUGACUGUGGGAAGACUUAUGGAAGCGUACGAAACUUGUAUUUCUAGCUUACGAAGGACCCAAAAACAACGACGUACUGCUUCUUUGAAGAGAAUCUCCCCAGCGAACUUUAGUAAGGAGGCCCGUCUUGAUGUUCCUGAAGUGGUGCUCCAGCAGAUCAAAUCACUUAACAUCUUAGAUAUGGAACUCUACAGAUAUGCCCAGUCCAGCUUCUCGAAGCAACAUAAACAAAUGAUGCAGCAACUCAAAUUGCAGGAGAAGGACAUCAAGUUUGAUGACCCAUACAGUGCGGCCUCCAGGAACUUCCUUUUGUUCGCUAUCUCCAUAAUCUUACUCCUUUUGUUCAUUGGAUUAUUUGUAAAAAGAAGAAGAACGUUGAAACUCAAACUAUAAUUGUGAUUUAAUUUUAGUUCUAGGCAUACAGGAAGUUGAAGGAUAGAAAGUGACAAUCAGUUCAGCAUUUAGUGUCAGGUGUCGAUUCCCUUAAAUUAAAGGCCAGAUUUUGUGCAUUUUUGUAGAGAUGGGCACUCAUGGAAGGUGAAAGUAAUAUGGUUUGUUUGCAGAAA